CUUCCCUUUGGGAUUUCAAACUUCAAUUCCUCAUAGCUUUCUGUCAAAUCGGUUUUGGCUUUUGUUUGUUCUGGCAAUUGAGUUUGGUGCUUGGGAGGAGACAGAGAUAUCUUUCUUCUUUAACUAGUCCUGCUUCAUUUUGGUUUAACAUUCUUUCUAUAAGAAUUCAUGAAAUGGGUGUAAUCCAUAGUCCAAACACGAGAAGUGGGGAUUAUCUAGAAGGAAUGCUUACAGAUUAUGUAGGAGGAAAGGCAAAGGUGAAGGUUCCUCGGAGUGCCUCUACCCGGCUUGUGACUGCUCUCACCUUCCUCCAGUUUGCCUUUGCGAUGUAUGCAACAUUCCUUCUUUACUACAUGAGUCCAGCAAUUGAUUUAAGGACUGCACCAGACUUUACCUGGGCUAAAAGUAUUGCACAGAACAUGAGGCAGUUCAUCAUCCCACAGCAUGUUCUCAGGCACUACCAGGAAUCUGCUUCUCUACUUAGUGCUGAAAUCCCACCAAUUAGGCCAUCUCUUGUCUGUGAGCAUGAGAAGAUUGAUUUCUCGCAAAAAAAGUCCAAUGAUUCUCAGAUGAUCAAGCUGAAGAGACAGCUGUAUGAUGAGAUAUUGGAUUUCCAGAGAAAAUCAAUUGGAACUGAAACUCUUGCACAACUGAUGGCAAUGAAAUCCAAGUGGGAUUUGGGCAGUCUGAACAGACCAAAAGUCACUGUGAUCUUGAACCAUUUCAAGAGAAAAACCCUGUGUGCUCAGCUGGAUUCAUUGCUUCAACAGACUCUUCCUUUCCAUCAUGUUUGGGUGCUUUCAUUUGGGAGCCCGAACGAGCUCUCCUUGAGGAGAAUUGUAGAAAGUUAUAAUGAUUCAAGAAUCAGCUUCAUUAGCUCAAGUUACGAUUUCAAGUACUAUGGAAGAUUCCAAAUGGCUUUACAGACAGAAGCCGAUCUUGUGUACAUCCUUGACGAUGAUAUGAUUCCUGGAAGGAAAAUGCUGCAGAUUUUAUCACAUGUAGCUGGGACUGACAAGUAUAAGAAUUCAGUCUUGGGAAGUAUUGGGAGGAUACUGCCUUUUAGACAGAAGGAUUUUACAUUUCCCAGUUACAGAAAAGUUAGAUCAAAGGAGGCAGGGCUUUAUUUGCCUGACCCUGCUUAUGACAUUACUGUUGAUAGGAUUGUGCAGGUGGAUUUUCUUUCUAGCUCAUGGUUUUUGUCAGCAGAGCUUGUGAAGACACUUUUCAUUGAGACUCCUUUCACAUUCAUGACAGGUGAAGAUCUGCAUCUUAGCUACCAACUUCAGAAGUACAGAGGUGCUGGUUCAUUUGUUCUUCCCAUUGAUCCCAAUGACAAAGGAACUUGGGGAGACAGUGAACACAGACUUGCUUAUGUUUCAGAAACCACUGUGAUCUUCAAGGACAUUGUUCAAGUCAGGGAUGACCAAUGGUGGAAAGCACUGACAACUGGCUAUGUGACUCAAUGGGCUGCAAUGUAUCCCCAAAAAAUCGAUGCCCUCUUCUAUGCCCACUCUGUUGAUGAAGUUAAAGCACUUGCACCUCUUCUGGAAAAAUUUAGGUCCACAGUUGGCAAGAAGGCCUACAUUGUAGUCUCUGGAGGCAGUUUCUGCCCGUGUGAAGAUGCUUCUGCUGUGCUAAAAUGGCCUAAGUUGGUUUGCAAAGAGAGAAGAUUUAAGAUUUUUGAUUUGGCAAUUGGCACACUUUCCAGGAUAUCAAAUUCUGAGGUACCUGUGGUUCAAGCAAUAUAUUCUAGCAUGAAAGGCCUGAUCAAGAUUCACAACCCUAGUGUGCUAAUCACAGUAUCUGACAUUAAUCCUCAUGUCAAGAAAGCUUUGAAGAUGGCUUCUGAGACUAAUGCAAAUGGAACUACUUUAGUUCUUCUGCCCAGGCCUUCUGUGUCAAAGGUACUGUGGAUGGCUGAUGUAAGACCAACAGCAUUACCAAAUUGGAACAAGAUGAGGAUUUCUGUCAACAUAAUUACACAAAACCGUGCCAAUUCCUUAACAAGGCUUCUGAAAUCUCUCAGCAAUGCUUACUAUCUUGGGGAUGAGGUUCCUAUCAGCUUCAACAUGGACACUAAAGUGGACGAGACAACUAUAAGGCUUGUGAAUUCAUUUGAGUGGCCUCAUGGCCCUAAAACCCUCAGGAGGAGAAUCAUUCAAGGAGGGUUGAUUCGAGCAGUGAGUGAGAGUUGGUACCCUGCAUCUGAUGAUGAUUACGGCCUACUACUUGAGGAUGACAUUGAAGUGUCUCCUUACUACUAUCUAUGGAUCAAAUAUGCACUCUUGGCCUACCAUUACGACCCUCAAGUAUCAUUUGCUGAGCUCUCCUCCAUCUCUCUUUACACUCCAAGGUUGGUUGAAGUAGUGAAAGAAAGGCCCAAAUGGAAUGCAACCAAAUUCUUCAAGCGAAUUCAUCCAAACACCCCUUAUCUUCACCAGCUACCCUGCAGCUGGGGUGCUGUCUUCUUCCCCAAGCAUUGGAGAGAAUUCUAUGUCUACAUGAACAUGAGGUUCACUGAAAAUGCCAAGGCAAAUCCAGUUCAAAUUCCCAAGUCUAGAACAAAUGGAUGGCAGGCUUCCUGGAAGAAAUUCCUAAUUGACAUGAUGUACCUUAGAGGGUACGUCAGUCUUUAUCCAAACUUCCCUAACCAGGCAAGUUUUUCUACUAACCAUAUGGAACCAGGAGCUCACAUUAGUGCGAACGACAAUGUUGUUAGGCAUGACAAAGCAGAUUUUGAGGUGCCACUGUUGAAGGAGGAUUUCAGGAUGUUGCUACCUAAUGGGAAAUUGCCUCCAGCCUCAAAACUGCCAUCGCUUAACCUUUUCAACCAGGCUGUUUCACUCAAAGGCCUAAAGGCAGCAGGAGCCAAGUUGGGUCAGGAUGUAUUGAGAUGUGACAAUGCCACAGAGAUAGUCCUUGUUGAUCAUCAAACAGGUCUGCCUCAGCGUUGUGCAAAAUUCUGAUAACAUCACUGGAUGUCAUUCUUUAGUCAUUUUUUGUUGUAACAAGUUUUGUUCAUUAAGCUUUGCAUUGUUAAUACAAAAAUACUGGAUUAAUAAGUGGCGACAGACAGUGGGGGACAAAGGUUUAAUAAUGUGUCUUCCUUUGAAAAUCAAGGAGGAACUGAAAUUAUGGCGUUGAACAAAGCCAAAAGUUGCUUUGAUGUACUUGUCCCCAGAAGAAACAAGAAACAUUUCACAUUAUG
Rubroshorea leprosula is the source of this 3211-nucleotide messenger RNA. NCBI's taxonomy places the organism in Eukaryota, Viridiplantae, Streptophyta, Magnoliopsida, Malvales, Dipterocarpaceae. The record is from the annotation of a GenBank genome assembly.